AUGGGGCAGCCUGUUCUUCAAGACCAAUACCUGGCCGCCAGAGCCUACUUUAUUUGUGUCAUCGGAAUGCUGUUCGUGGAGAGCGUGAUCCGUCUUCCAGCACGUAUCCGAGGCCUCAUUCAUCAUGACCAACCUUUCAUCAGAAACUCAACAGGGCACUCACGAGUAGUCGUCGUUCUACACAAACUCUUGACUCUUCCUUCUCCCGUCCCUCUCUUAACUUCGCACCAUCUUGCCAACUGGCUUCGAUUUGGCGUCCUUCUUGGGUUGAACGUCCUCUUCGGAGUAAACGACAACGAAUACACCACAGAUUUCAAGCUCUAUGGGUGGCUCACAAUCGCAAACGGAGGCCUAGCUUUGCUCAUGGCUGCCCGAACAAACCUUUUCUCCCUCGUCGCCCAGAUACCAUCGUCCGUUUUGCUGGUAUACCAUCGCUGGAUCGGCAUCGCGACAAUGGUCUACGCGACCAUCCACUUCGCGUUAAAUACGCAGCAUUACAUGGCCACCGACCAGCUGGCGACCUCGUUCUCCAACCUCCGCAUCCAAGUUGGCACCAUGGCUUGGGCAGCGUUGGUUGUUCUUGCCAUUGCAUCCGCUCCCAUUGUUCGCCGCCGGCUUUUUGAAGUCUUUUACUACACGCACGCAUUGUUCUUUGUCUUUGUUGUCGGUGCUUUGAUACAUGCGACCAAGGGACCCGAGUUUCUCCUCCCGGGCUUGUUGCUCUGGGGUUGCGAUCGCUUCCUACGCCUCUACUACAACUUCCGCUCCAUCAAUACGACUUCCGUACAGUAUCACCACGGAGACGUCACGAAGAUGAAGUUUGAAGGUAUGAAGCCUCAUCAUCCGGGCCAGAUCGCUUGGGUCCAGAUCCCGAGCGUGUCGUUCCUGAACUGGCAUCCGUUCACCAUCGCCUCUGCCCCCGGCGAUAAGGACGCAACCAUUGCUAUCAGAGGACUUGGCGGAUACACGCGUAAGGUCGGCGAUAUUGUGCAGAACGACAUAUUCGAAGGCGACGCAGCGCAAGCUGGAAUCCAAUCCAAAACUGGGAGACUGCGAAUGCGCCUGGACGGGCCGUACGGACUUGGUCGAAUCUUUUGGGGAGAACAACCGCUGACUGUGCUCGUUGCCGGUGGCAUCGGCAUCACGCCUGCCAUCAGCAUCGCCACCCACCUCGUCCGGCGUGCUGCAUUCUCCGAUAGCGCCGCGCUCAUGGGGAAAUCAUGGCACAUCCACAUUUUGUGGGUGGUGAAAAGUAUCGAAAGCACGGAAUGGUUUGCCGACGAAUUGAGGAGCUUGGCGACAGUGACCGCCGACCCAGCGGUGCCCGCGACAUUGGAUAUUUCAAUUCAUGUCACGGGAUCAGCUGGGGAGCUCCCGGCGCCAAGGGACAUCGAAAGCUACGCAAUGAGUGGACACUCGAAGCCGUAUGAUGGUCCUGGAGAAGUCAACAUGGGACGGCCAGAUGUUCUGGCUUGGUUUGAGGGCAUCAGAAGGAUGAAUCCGUGUCUUGAUGCCAUGGUCAGUGUGUGUGGGCCUACCAAAUUGAUUCACGAUGUACGGAGGGCGGCUUCGAAGGUAAGCUCUGCCAAGAGCACCUUCUACGUUGAGGAGGAAGUGUUUGAGUUCUAG
This is a messenger RNA of Colletotrichum karsti, 1629 nucleotides long. RefSeq lists its product as uncharacterized. Gene Ontology annotation, molecular function: oxidoreductase activity. The record is from RefSeq and is a predicted model, not a curated record. NCBI's taxonomy places the organism in Eukaryota, Fungi, Ascomycota, Sordariomycetes, Glomerellales, Glomerellaceae. Gene Ontology annotation, cellular component: plasma membrane. The transcript is spliced from 2 exons. Bases 1 to 1629 code for a protein of 542 amino acids.